UAUAAAUUCCCUACGGGUAGCCGGCAAGAGGAUACUCAUUCGCGGUAGCUACUAAGUUUCGUCUCUUGGCCAUUUAAGUCGCUUGUCAUUGCAUCGUCACGAACUUUGUCGUUUGCUUCACUUAUACUUAUUUCUUAUAAUCAUGAAAGUUUUCUUAGCAGUUUUGGCUCUGGCGACAAUAGUCAGCGCGCAGGUGAAAUAUCCUCAAUAUAAUCCAGAUUACUAUGGACGUCGUUACGCAAUUCUUCGACAGAAUCACGAUCAAAAUAUCGACGGCUCUUACGCUUACAGUUACGACACGGAGAAUGGUAUAUCUGUAGCAGAGCAGGGAAGCCGAAAAAACUUGGGCGUGGGAGGAGAAGCCGAAGUUGUAAGAGGUCAAUACAGCUACACCGCGCCCGACGGUACACCGAUCUUAGUGACUUAUGUGGCCGAUGAGAAUGGAUUUCAAGCGGCUGGUGCCCACCUGCCAACACCACCACCCAUACCCGCCGCAAUCCAGCGAGCCUUAGCCUACAAUGCAGCCCAUCCCGAGGAAGAGGAGCCUUACAACCGAAGAUUCUUUGGGCAGAAAAAGUAAUUCGUUUAAAGGAAAAAAAAAGGAUUGAGAAAAACUUACAAGAAAAACUUACACAACGACAGAGGCAACGACUCGUUUUCCGUGCUACACAUUUCCGUACCACAAUAAAUUGAAUGAAUAAUUAGGUCGUAUGACUGGAUAAACGGUCCACUAAUAUCAGUAACAGUUAUUGAGAUAGAUGCAAUCAAAUUCGCCGAUUACAUCGACGGAAAAAUUAAAUUAAAUUUGAAAUUGAUCUCCGGCUUCCGAGCCGUGAUUAAGUUAAAUAAUUGUAAAAAUUAAUUGUUUGUUUAUAUACUUACGAACUAUUUAUACCCAUAUAUUUAUUUUAGUACGGAAAUUAUAAAUAGUACAGGUGAUUAGUUGAAACGACUUUCUUCAGCCGCAGUUUAAUAUUUAAUUAGAUUUACGGUAUGACUCAUACAUUCUUCCAUCUCUAUUAUACUCCGCUAUGCUUGCAUACUCCAUCUAUAACGAGACUUUUACGCAUAAUCUCAUGCAGUCAUCUUCAUCAAUUGCACAUAUAAAAAAAAAUAUAACUGGCGAUCAACGGCAUUUAAUAAAAUUAAAUAUAUUGAGAAAAAAAAUACAAUUAAAAUUAUAAUAUUGACUUCAGUUGUGCAAUCAAUUUUUUAAUACACAUAUACAUAUAUUAUUUGAGAAAUAUUAACGAAAUAUGAUGAUAUCUAAUAUCAUAAUUCGCGCUAGAUAUAUAACAGAUUAUAUUUUUCUAUGUAAUGAAAAUUCGAUGUCACUUAUUAUGUUAUAAAUAAAUAAAUAAAUAAAUAUACAAUAACAACA
Molecule: messenger RNA, 1381 nt
Organism: Cotesia glomerata
Lineage: Eukaryota; Metazoa; Arthropoda; Insecta; Hymenoptera; Braconidae
Product: endocuticle structural glycoprotein SgAbd-1-like
Exons: 3
Coding region: 143-580 (145 amino acids)
Cellular component (GO): chitin-based extracellular matrix
Molecular function (GO): structural constituent of chitin-based larval cuticle
Source: RefSeq, a predicted model, not a curated record